Messenger RNA from Mucor mucedo, 1734 nucleotides. RefSeq lists its product as uncharacterized. The transcript has 2 exons. Bases 1 to 1734 code for a protein of 577 amino acids. Lineage: Eukaryota; Fungi; Mucoromycota; Mucoromycetes; Mucorales; Mucoraceae. The record is from RefSeq and is a predicted model, not a curated record.
AUGAUUGAAAUCGAUACGCUUAAAGCGUCCAAUCACCAUUAUAGCAAACUUUGCUAUGAUGAUACGGAUAGUUCAGAACCCGAUACCGCCUUAAAUACACCCACAGGUAGUUUGACAGACUCUUUCAGCAGACGAUACUCGUCCUCAUCCUCUACUUCCUCAUUUAAAUAUGGUACACAACGCAAGCCGUCUUUCACGCCGAGAUCACCGGAAUUCAAUCCCCAACAACAACAUACAGAAGUCCUAGAGAAACGCAUUCAGGCGCUGGAACAUGAUAUCACCGAGCAUGUGAAAAGAGAGGCAGAUUUACAAAGUCAAGUCUUAAUGCUGACCGAAAAGCAUAAAGGGGCUCCCACCCGUCAGUAUAAAUCCACCCUAACUCGGAUAAGUAAACAAAUAGACCAAUUUUUGGUGUCGCACGACAAGGCAAAAAAAAGUGUUUGUUGGAGUGAUGAGGAUUGGACAGGCAACGAAAUCCCCACUCUCUACGGUGAAGAGGUCUCCGAUAUUCCCUCUACACCCAAUAUGUCUAUACCGAUGGUUUUAAUAUUUCGUCUGAAAUCCAUGCUGGAUGCGGCGCAACCUGAACUUUGUACCGAAAUUUACCGCUCAUUAAACUCGUGGCAGGAAUUUUAUCAUAACAAGUUGCAAUUGUUUGAAUGCCAAGAUGAACGUGAUGAAUAUGAAACGACGCUGGAAAUGGUGAGACGAGAGAUGGAAACUAUGCUGGAAGAACUCGAAGAUACAAGGCAGCAACGUCUCAGAUACAAGACACAAGCAAGUCGCUUAAGAGCUGGGUUAGAAGCAAUCCAAAAAAGACAAUCUAAAGAGGACGACAGCCGUAGCACUGACGAAGAUGAGGAUGAAGAAGAAGACGAAGGGAAAGAGGCAAUUCGGCUCAUGUAUAACGAAGCAGAAAGGCAGGCGAUAGAUUUAGACCGAGAAUGUAAGCGACAAGCAUUAACAUUAAAUGGUAUACGCCAAGAAUUGAAAUCCACCGAAGAGAGAUAUCAAUCCAUCAAAACGGAAAAAAACAGGGACCUUAAGAACUUGCAGCGUACCAAUCAAAAGCUUAUUCGGGAUCUUGAGAUAGUUCAGCUUGAAAAACUGGAAAUGGCCCAAAGCGUGUCUAAAGCGGAAGAGGACGAGGAAAGAUUUGCAUUACAGGUCAACCUAAAAGCAGCAAAAUCCGAUGCAGUGAUUCAGCGCACAAAAAUAUCGCAAUUGGAACGGCAAUCAUCCCUGGCGGAUCUUAAUAAUAGUUUUGUAGCUGGUCUGCAGGAUUUGUUUCAAAAGGAACUUAAGGCUGUGUCAGGUCAAAGCGAUGAAAUAAUGAAGGAAAUGGCAAAUAUUAUUGAAACCGAACAAAAGGUGUGGAAAAAUGAAAGCUUGAAAACUUUUCAAAAGCAAUUUGAUAUUGAUUUGUUAAGAGUCAAUCGAGAAUUGCGAUUUCUUUCUUGUAAAUUAAAUGAUGUGGAAGAGGAAACCCGUGUAUUAAAAGCAAGGCAUUUGGAAGAGCUGUCGCUCUUGAAAUAUCAAUCCAAUUCCGAAUUUCAAAAGAAAUUCCACCAAAUUACGACACACCAUCAGCUCAGAGAGCAAGAGCUUAAGAACCAGCUGGAAAGCCUGUUUCAAAAAAAUCAGACGCUACAAGAUGAGUCGGUUAUCUUAUACGGUCGAAAUAUGUUGAUGGCCCACAAGUUAGGAAAAAUUGACAGAUUGCCGGAGAAAUAA